AUGCGGAUCAAUGAAUCGACAGUCUUAGUGGGUGAGAAGGUGGUCUUGAUCCCUUACAGAAAAGAGCAUGUUCUUACCUAUCAUGAAUGGAUGAAAGAUGAACAAAUACAACAGCAGACCGCAUCAGAGCCAUUAAGUUUGGAAGAGGAGUAUGAUAUGCAGAGGACAUGGCAUACAGACGAUGAUAAGCUCACAUUCAUCGUACUAGCAAGGCAGAAGGAUCGGAUAGGGAUAUCGGAUAACGACAUAAAUAAUGUAUUGACAACCUCUUCUAUGGCGGGUGAUGUAAAUCUAUUUGUCUCUGAACGCCAUAUAGAAACAGAAGGCGAGGCUCCACUUGAUGCCGAAUUGGAGGUUAUGAUAGCAGAACCUGAACAUAGACGGAAAGGACUAGGAAAGGAAGCAUUGAAGCUGUUGAUGCAUUACGCAUGCAAUACACAAACACCCACUCAAUCCACAGCAAAGUAUCCGCUCCCGUUACCCAAAGAUGCAUUCGUUGCCAAAGUUGGCUUGAGUAAUGCUCCUUCGCGUACCUUAUUCGAAGGAUUAAAUUUCAAAGAAGUUGGAAGGAGUGAAAUUUGGAAAGAAGCAGAAUUGCGU
Messenger RNA from Meira miltonrushii, 600 nucleotides. RefSeq lists its product as uncharacterized. The record is from RefSeq and is a predicted model, not a curated record. The transcript has 4 exons. The annotation marks the transcript as partial. NCBI's taxonomy places the organism in Eukaryota, Fungi, Basidiomycota, Exobasidiomycetes, Exobasidiales, Brachybasidiaceae. Gene Ontology annotation, molecular function: N-acetyltransferase activity. Gene Ontology annotation, biological process: protein acetylation.